CUCCGUCUUCCACCACCCACCGUCGUCCUCUUUUUCCCGCUUGUCACCGUUUUUUUCUGUCGCGCACAAGGAGAUGAGGAGAUGACCAGAGGAGGAUAUACGCUCCUGCCCCGCUCGCGCGAACCGAGCCAAACCCGCGGCGACCGCGACCCUUCUUCGCCGUCGGAUCCAACUGGCCCGCGCCUCGACGAUGCGGACGCGCUGCUGCGUCCGGAGCUCUAUGUCAACGUUCACGGACUGGACGACAUCGAGGACGGCGACGAGGACGACGAGCUGUUGGAGGGCGACGACGAGGCGGAGCCCGAUCCGGACGCGCAAGCGGGCGUCAUCACGAUCGAGGCGACCGAGCACGUCUACGGCCGCUUCUCGAAAUGGUGCCUUUUCGUCGGUCUGGCGCUGGCGUCGUACAUCUACUCGCUCGACGCCAGCACGACCUAUUCCUACCUCAACUUUGCCACCUCCGCCUUUGGCGGGCACGCGCUCAUCUCCGCGAUCCAGGUCGCGCAGUCUAUCAUCCUCGCAGUCGGUAAACCCGUCAUCGCCAAGGUCGCCGAUGUCUCCUCUCGCGGGAAGGCCUAUGUCGUCGUUCUUUGCUUCUAUGUCGUGGGCUACCUCGUCAUCGCGACGGCGACGCACAUCGCCUUCGUCGCAGCUGGCAUCCUUAUCUACGCUGUUGGUUACACCGGGCUCCAACUCCUCACCUCGAUCAUCAUCGCCGACAUCACCCCCCUCUCCGCCCGUGGCCUCGUCUCCGCGCUCGCGACCGCGCCCUUCAUCCUCAACGCCUUCGUCGGCGCGAACAUCUCCAGCGCGGUACUGAACAGCAUCGGCUGGCGAUGGGGAUACGCGAUGUUCGCCAUCCUCGUCCCGCUCGCGCUCUCUCCCCUCGUGCUCACGCUGCUGUGGGCGGAACGCAAGGCGAAGAAACGCGGCCUGGUCGAUCCCGCGCUCGGCGUCGGCUCUUCGCCGCUGCACCGCCGCCCGCCUUCGUUGCCCUCGCUCCGCACGAUCAAGCCCAGCAAGCUGCAGACGUUCGUCACCGCGAGCGAGCAGCUCGACCUCGUCGGACUGACGCUGCUCGGGAGCGCCGUGGCGCUCAUCCUCGUUCCGCUCACGCUCAGCGAGCGUCUGGACGGGGGAUGGAGGGACCCUCGGAUACCGCUGAUGUUGCUGGCCGGCGUGGCGUGUCUGGGGUUCUUCGGAUACUGGGACUUUACGCACGCGACGUAUCCGGUCGUCGCCAAGCGGUUUGUCAGAAACAGGACGGUCGUGAUCACCACGCUCGUCGGCGCGUUCGAUUUCAUGGCAUUUUACGUCACGCAGACGUACCUCUUUUCGUUCAUCCUCGUCGUCAAGUCUUGGUCGCUCAGGAGCACGACGUACUUUACGCAGAUCCAGGUCGUCUCCCUCAGCGUCUUCGCGAUCAUGGGGGGCGUGGUGAUGCAAAGAGUAAGGGGAUAUAAGAGAACGCUCAUCGUCGGCUUAUUCACUAGGGUCGCUGGCGUGAUCCUGAUGAUCCACUCCCGUCGUCGCGGCGCGUCCGCCCCCGAGCUCGUGCUCACGCAGAUACUCCAAGGCGGAGGCGGAGGGCUCGCAAGCGUAGCGAGCCAGGUCGGGUCGCAGGCGAGCGUGAGCCACGCGGACGUCGCGGUGGUGAUCGCGCUCGUGCUGCUCGUGACGGAGAUCGGGGCAGCGACGGGCGGUGCGAUCGCUGGGGCGAUAUGGUCGACGACGAUGCCGAGCGCGCUGGAGAGGCAUUUGCCCGGCGUGGACGCCAAGCUGCGCAAGGAGCUGUUCGGGAGUAUCGAGAACGCGACCAAGUACCCGCAUGGAAGCCACAUCAGGGAGGGUGUCGUCCUAGCUUACGACGACACGAUGAAGGUGAUGGUCCUCGUCGCGACGGUCAUUUCGAUCAUCCCGCUCGCGCUCGCCUUCUUCCUCCCGGAGUGGUACCUCGGAAACAAACAGAGCGCGGUCGAUCAUGUCCGCACGCCGAACUACGGCGCGAUGGACGACGAAGACGAGGAGGAAGGCGGAGGCGGGAUUUAUCCGGAAGGAGGGAGCAGGGCAAGGAGCGGGAGUCGGAUGGGGAGGGGGAGCUUGAGGAGUCCGCAUGGGAGAGGGAGAGGCGGUUCAAGGACGUGGGAGGGGUGGAGGGGUGAUCGGACGUUGAGUCGAUGACGAUGCUUCGCUCGAGGACGGAUGCACGCUCAAGCGCAGGAUAGAAGCGCAAAUUUUCUUUAUAUGCUUGAUGGAUCACAUGUACAACGGAUAUUAUACCCAUUGUCAUAUUCCCUGUUUG
Messenger RNA from Punctularia strigosozonata HHB-11173 SS5, 2302 nucleotides. RefSeq names its product MFS general substrate transporter. Gene Ontology annotation, molecular function: transmembrane transporter activity. The transcript has 15 exons. NCBI's taxonomy places the organism in Eukaryota, Fungi, Basidiomycota, Agaricomycetes, Corticiales, Punctulariaceae. The record is from RefSeq and is a predicted model, not a curated record. Gene Ontology annotation, biological process: transmembrane transport. The coding region runs from base 82 to 2181 and encodes 699 amino acids.